This is a messenger RNA of Ctenopharyngodon idella (grass carp), 7597 nucleotides long. Its product is annotated as trichohyalin-like. NCBI's taxonomy places the organism in Eukaryota, Metazoa, Chordata, Actinopteri, Cypriniformes, Xenocyprididae. The transcript has 5 exons. The record is from RefSeq and is a predicted model, not a curated record. Bases 182 to 7597 code for a protein of 2471 amino acids.
UAUGCAUGUGCUGAAGUAAGAUAAGAUUUGUUUUUCAAUGUCAUAGUCACUUUCACUGUUAUUACAGCAAAAUGCCUCCAUCAUCAGGCCACAACAAUUUACAGAAUUAAAUCCAGUGAUAACACAGAAGAUCACAAUUCACACACCACCAUCCAUUUAAUAAACCAUGUAGCAAGCAGCCAUGGCAGAAUCCAGAGACUAUGUUGGAGAUUUCCUGACAGAAUUCAAGGAGCAGAUAAUUACAAGAGCGACUCGGGUCAGUGACAUUGCUGAGGCUGUUAUCUCCCAAAGUCUGAUCUAUGAUGCGGCAGCUCAGCGAGUGGAGGCUGCUCCAACUCAACAGGAGGCAAUGCGGCUCCUGUUUGAGGCUUUGGAAAGAGAGCCAGCCCGAAACAGAGUGUCCUUCCAUCUCAUCCUGAGAAUGACAGAGCCUGAGCUGAUUCAUGAACUAGAGUGGAGACAACGCAACAGCAAGCACACGCAAACAGAGAUAGGCAGUCCACCCAGCCCUCCCAGAGAAAAAAGAAAACAGGAUGACAAGAACGGGCAUAUAAGAGACAUUCAGAAGAGAAAAGACUCGCUAAAAAGGCGUAGACUGGAGACAAUGCGUGCCAUUGAGCAGAUCGAGAAACUUUGGGAAGGAACCAAGCAAGAAAGGAGUGAGAUAGACAACAUGAGGCAGAGGAUUCAGCGACAGCAAGAUGAAAUAACUAGGAUGACCACAGAGAAAAGUCAGCUUGAGAGAACUAUUACUCACAUGAAAGCAGAGAUGGACCACAUCCAUGAAAGAAUGGAUCGGAAUAAAGAAGAGGUAAACAGAGAGAGGGAGAGGAUUGAGCAAGUGAGAUCUGACCUUCAAACCGAGCAAACCACCCUGGAGCAAAAACGUGAUGCUAUCAUGAGAGAGAGACAGAAUUUGGAGAUGAUCAGAUAUGAGGUUCUGAGACAGAAGGAGGAGUUGGAGAGCAACCGCGAAAGCAGCAAGUACGAGAUGGAACGAAUGGAACAAAUGAAAAAUGCAAUACAAGUUCAGAUUAAUGAGAUAGAGAUGAAGAUUAGUGAAACACAGAAAACAAAGGGUCAGAUGGAGCAGAUAAAAGCUGAAAUAGAAGAGGAAAAAAACGAGUUGGAGAGAAAGAAGCAUGACAUUAAGAAACAAAGAGACCAAUUUGAGCAGAUUAAACUGGACAUACAGCAAGUAAAGAUGGAAAUGGAGAAAAGGUGGCAUGAAACAGAGAAAGAAGGGAUGGAACAGAGAGCUAUAAUCCAAAGAGAGAAAGAUGAGCUGAAAUACCUGCAAGAUGAGGUUCAAAGAGCAAGAGAGGAGGUUGAAAGAAACAGAGCGUUUUCAAAACAAGAGAAUGACAGAAUAAACCAGCUGAGAGCUCAAGCACUUAUAGAAAACAACCUCAUUGAAAAGAAAUGGCAAGACGUCCUAAGAAAAGAAAAAGAUCUGGAAGAGAUGAAAUAUGAAAUUGAGAGAGGUCGAGAGGAGUUGGUGAUGAAUGGAGAGCUGGUCAAAAAGGAGUGGGAAAAGAUCGAACAGGCCAAAGCAGACAUACAAAGUCACGUGAUUUCUGUGGAGGGCAGAGUUGAGGAAGUAAAAAAAGAAACUGAGAGGCUGAAACAUAUGAAAACAGAGAUGCAGAGGGACAAAGAUAUUCUAGAAAAGCAGAGGGAUGAUACACGGAAAGCUAAAGAAGAAAUGGAGAAGAAGAGGUAUGAGAUAGUGACAGAGGAACUAGAGCACAGAGCUCGACUGCACAGGGAGAGAGACGAGCUGGAGAGUGUAAGAGUAGAGAUACAAAGAGCUAAUGAUAUGGAGAAAGCAAAGAUACUGAAAGAGAAGGAAGAAAGUGUUAAGAUAAGAGAAGAGGCCAGACAAGAAAGAGAAAUGACAGAACUGAUCAAUGCAGAGAUUAAGGCCGAAAAAGACAGCUUGAACCGAAGACAAGAGGAAAUGCUGAGGGAGAGACAGGAGUUAGAGAGAAUUAAACAUGAAACGGUCAGAGCCAAAGAGGAGAUCGAGAACAGCCAAGAAGUCACAAUCCGGGAAAAUGAGAAAAUGGAAAAAAUGAAAGCUGAAAUUCAAGGGCAAAUUGAAGAUAUUGAGAAGAAGGUUGAGGAGAUCCAAAGAACUAAAGAAAAAAUGGAGGAAACAAAGGCUGAGUUAGAGGAAGAGCGGGAGGAGCUGGAAAGAAAGAGAGAUUUGGUGAGAAGAGAGACCGAACAGUGUGAGUUCCUCAGAAGUGAAAUCCUCAGGGUAAAGGAAGAAAUGGAGAGCAGGUUUCAUGAAACUGAGACAGAGGAAGUCGAACUCAGAGCAAAAACUCAGCAUGAGUUGGAAAGACUGGAAAAACUAAGGGAUGAGGUCCAGAGGUCCCAGAAAAACAUUGAGGAGAGCAGGAUGGAGCUCAUGCAGUGGAAGGACAGUCUUGACAAAAUGAAGGUUCAGGCAGAAGAAGACAAACAUGCCACUAUCAGACAGAUGGAUGAGGCUAAAGCAAAGGGAGAGGAGUUGAAAAAAAUGAUAGAACAGAUGGAGAAAGACCGAGAAGAGAUUAAUAACAGCAGAGAAAAGGCUAAACAAGAAGCAGAUGAAAUCAAAAGCAUGAGAAGUGAGCUACAAAGACAACAGACAGAAAUAGAGAACAGGAUUAGAGCUGCAAAAAAAGAAAAAGUGGAGGCAAACCAUGCCAAACUUGCAGUCCAAGAGGCUGAGAUGCUCCUAAAAAAGCAAAUAGAAGAGUCAGAAAAGAGACGGUAUGAAACCAUAACAGAAGCGCUGGAGCAAAGAGAUGAAAUACAUAAGAAAACAGAGGAGUUAGAACAAAUAAAUGCAGAGAUACAAAUAGCCAGACAUGAGCUAGAAAAGAUGAGGUAUUCUGAAAAAGAGAGUCUGCAGAAGAUGUUGGAGGAUACACAGCAAGAGAAAUUGUUCAUUGAGCAAAUGAGAACAGCUGUGCUUAAGGACAAGGAAGAUCAGGAAAAGCGUUUAGUAGAGAUAGACAACGAGAGAGAGAAGCUUGAACAGAUUCGAUUUCAGGUCCAGAAUGAGAAGAAAAAUCUAGAAAAACGAAGUUAUGAGAUGAUGAGAUAUGAUGUAGAACAGAGUGCUCAAGUUCAGAGGCAAAAAGAAGAACUUGAGAAGAUCAAAGCUCAGCUAGAUAUUGACACAGAGACCAUGAACAGAAGCAGAGAGUUAGCAAGACAAGAUAGAGAGAAAGCUGAACUUCUUAUGAUUGAGAUCCAGGAACAAAGAGAGGAUGUGAAUAAAAGGUUAGAGGAGACAAAACGACGAGAGGACGCUUUGAGGCAGAUAAGGGAGGACAUGGAACACGAGAGAGAAGAUCUUGAGAAGAUUCGCAUGGAAACGAUGAGAGGGAAGGACACGUAUGGAGAGGUCAAGGAGGAGAUUAACAGAGUGAGAGCGGAGAUUGAAAGGUUGUGGGAUGAGGCUGAAAAGGGAGAGCAGGAGGAACGUGAGAAGAUGAACAGGGAGAAGGAGGAGAUAAUGAGGAAGAUGGAAGCUAUGAAGAAGGAGAUUGGUGAGAUUGAAGACAUGAAGGUAGAGUUAGGGAAACAGAAGAAGGACAUUGAUGUAAAGAUGGAAAAGGCAAGGUCAGAAAUGGCUAAACUUGAAAAGAUGAAAGCAGACCUCCAGAGACAGAAAGAAGAUAUUGAGCAUCAGAUGAUGGAAGCAAAGAGUGAGAAAUACCAGAUGGAACUGAUGAGGACUGAGAUCUUGAAACAAAAAAAGGAGGUUGAAAAGAAAAUGGAGCUAGCAAAAGCAGAGAUGGACAAAAUGCAGCAUGUCAAAAAUGAAAUACAAAGACAAAAAGAAGAGCUGGAGGAAAGGAUGCAGAAAACCAAACGAGAGAUUGGAGAAAUGGAGCUGAUGAAGAGAGAAAUGGAAGGGAAGAAGAAAGAACUUGACCAAAGGAUGAAAUUGACCUUGAGGAAGAAGGAUGAGAUGGAACGAUUGAAGAUGGAGAUACAAAGGGCUAAAGAUGAGAUGGAAUGGAAAAGAAUGGAGACGGAGAGGCAGAAGUAUGAAAUGGAGCAAGUUAAAGCUGAAAUCCAAAGAGCAAGGGAAGAGUUUGAACUAAGGAUGGAGGGGAGAGAUUUAGAAGAAGAGAAAGGACAGAUGAAUCUCACAAUAAUCAAUCUUAUUCAGCAGAUUGAGGCGACGAGAGAAAUGGUGCGCAGAACAAAAUUCCAGUUUGAAAACCGAAUGGCAGGAAGUCAGAUGGAAACAGCAGACCAGGAGGAGAUGAAUGCUGAGAUGCAGAGGCUCAUUCUGGAGAUCGAACACAUUCGGGAAAUGCUGCGAGGUCUUAAGGGUGAGGUGGAACACAACAAGGAAAUGAUGAAAAGAGACAGGGAUGAGAUGAGGCUGUUGAAGAACGAAGUUCAACGAAGGAGAAGAGAGAUUGAAUGCAGAGAAGAAAAGAUUAUGAGAGAGCGAGAUGAACUAGAAGUCAUGGAAAAUGUGAUGCAGCGGCAAAGAGAGGAGCUGGAGGCGAGGCUUGAGGAGACCAUUAAAGAGAAAUAUAAGGUGGAGCAAAUGAGAGAGGAUGUGAAAAAUGCUUUGGUGGAGAUAGAACAGGCAAAGGAAGAGAUAAAGAGACAGAAAGAACUCAUCGCUCAAGAAAAGACAGGCAAAGAAAAGGUUCAACCAGCCAUCAUUGCAACCAAGAGCCCAGAGUAUGCAAAAACAGAAGAACCAGGUGCUACUGAACGAUUUAUAACGGAAGACUUUGAACUCAGUGUAAGUGAAAUACAGAAAGAAAGACAAGAACUGGAACAAUAUAAAGAAAUCAUUUUAAAAGAGAAACAUGAACUACAGAAGGCAAAGGAGGAUGUGCAAACAGUGAAAAAUGAAGCUGAAGAGAGGAUGAACAGACUGCAAGAGGAGGAAAAAGAGAUGGAAAAGAAACGAGUUAGUCUACAAAACUGGGAAAGACUGCUGCAAUCAGAGAGAGAAGAAAACCAAAGAAGUUUAGAUACAAUUUGUAAAGAGAAACAGCAGCUGAAUCAACAAAAACAAGAACUGGACAGUAUGGAAAUAAAUCUACAAAGAGAGAAAAAUGAAUUGGAAAUAACAAGAAUGAUGGAGAUUAAACAAGUUGAUGUUCAAGUCCAAACUGAUUUGAUGGAUGAGCUUAUCCUGACCAUGGAGGAGCUGGAUAAAGAGCGACAAGCUCUGGAGAAUUUAAAAGAAGACUUACUUGCACAAAAAAGUACAAUGGAGAGACAACAGGCAGAAAUAAAAUUGAGCGAGGAUGAACUUUCACUCAAAGAAGCCACACUGCAAACUACAACGAAAACUGCAGCAGACAUGGAGUUACAAUUAGAGCUUCAAAAACAAGAGCUGGAACGAACAAAAGAUGAGCUGGAAAAGACUAAGCUAGAAAUCCAGAAAGGAUGGGAUGACCUGCAGGCUGAGAUUGUAGAAAGCAGAGAAAAAGAAGACAUGGUAAGAACAGAAUUAGAAAAAGCAAGAGAUGUCCUAAAUCACAUUAGACAGGAUAUGGAAAAACAAAAGCAAACCAUGGAGGCUGAUCUAAAAGACACUUUUGCUAGAGAACUAGAGGACAUAGAAGCUCAAAGAAAAAUGAUCAAGGAGGAAAAGAGAACAUUAGAGAACAUGAAAUAUGAUCUGCAAAGAGAAUCUGGCGAUAUUGAGAGGUUAAAACAGGACAUGCAGGAAGAAAGACAGAAUAUGGAGAAAUUGGCAGAGCAGCUUAAACAAGACAGGAAGGAACUAGAAAAGAAAAUGCAUGACAUGCAACAAAUACAAGGAGACGUAGCGGGAGAAAAGAAAGACCUAGAAAACCUGAGAGAGGAGAAUGAGCUAACAUUGAAGGAGAUCAAAGCGGAGAGAGACACUCUUGAGAGGAUGAAUGAACUCAUUUCACAACAAAAAGAUGAUAUUGAGAAUGAGAAGGGAAAAAUAAAGAAAAGAGAAAUGGAACUGCAGCAAAUGCAGGCUGAUCUUAACAGACAACUAAAAUACAUGCAGGAUAUGCAGAAUCUAGUUUUCAUGCAAAAAAGUCAACUUCAGAAAAGCCAAGAUGAAAUAGCCGAAAAGCUAAAACAGUUGGAUGACAUCAUGCAUUUCACACAAAAUGAAAAAGACAGUCUUGACAGAGAGAGGGUGGCUAUAAUGGAACAGAAGCAGCAGAUGGAGAGCAACAUGACAAAUGCAUUAAACAGAGAACUUGAAACGGUAGAGCUUGUAAAAAAAGACGUAGUAAAUGAGAAGCGACUUAUUGAGGACUGCAGAAUAACUUUAAUGAGAGAUGCAGAAGAUCUGGAGCAAAAGAAAAUAGAUUUGGAGAGACAGACAGAGGAAAUAAAACUGCAAAGACAGGGUAUCGCAGGAGAAAAACACAAGUUGGAACAGAUUAAAUCUAUGCUUCAAAGAGUAGCUGAAGAUACUGAGAAGCUAAGACAAGAUACACUAGCUGAAAGACAGAAAUUUAUAGACACUGCAGCACAACUCCAGAAAGAGAGAGAUGCCAUUAUGAGUCUUGCAGAGGAGACAAAAAGAAAGACAGAGGACCUGGACCAAAUGCAAGCUGAUAUAGAAAAGCAGAAAAAAGCAUUUGAGAUAAUGAAGGAAUUGAAGGCAGAUCUGGAAAAAGAAGCAGGUGUCAUUGAAAAUCUAAGACAAGCUGUUCAAAAUGAUAUGCAAAAUGUAAAAGACAUGAAAGCCCAAAUUCAAAAAGAAAUACGAUGCACUGAUAGUCUAGUUGAAGAGAUUGAAAAGAGGUCAAAAGCUCUGGAUGAGAUGCAAAUGGAGAUUGAAAAAGAGAAGCAAGACAUUGAUUCUGAGAGAGACGCACUAGAACAAGAAAAGUCUAGGCUUAGAGAUCUCAAAGACGAAUGUGCUCAACAAAAAGAACAGAACAAUAUUACACAGGCAGAGAUACAGAAAGAAAGAGACAAUCUUGAGCAGAUGAGUGAAACCAUGUCAAAAGAAAAGUGCAUUGUUGAAAGUGAUAAAGAAUAUUUAAGACUGAGAGAAAAUGAGCUAAAGCAAAAAGAAGCAGAGAUUGAAAACAAACAAAAACAAUUGGAUGAGUUGAAGAGCAGUUUAAGGAUGGAAAACAUUGAGCAGAUGCAAGCUGAACAACAAGAACAACAAAGGACAGUUUCACAUGAAAAAAUAGAAUAUGUAAAGUCUGCAAGAGAUAGAGAAAUGGCAGAUCUGGAUGAAACGAGAAAGGAAAUAGAGAAUUUGAGAGAAGAAUUGAGGACAGACUAUGAAAAUGUGGAGCUCCAAAAGAAGAAAUUAGCUGAACAAAAAGAAUUACUUGAAAGCCACAUGAAAUCAUUGGAAAUUGAUAAGGAAGAUAUGGAGAAAAAGAAAGUAAAACUGCAAAAAGACUUUGAAAACUUUCAGUUUCAGAGGCAAAGUUUUGAAAAAGAGAUACAGCAGGUGAGAGCUGAGCUUCAGAGAGAAGCUGAAAAUAUUGAGAGAAUGAAGAAAGAGGUGAGGGAUGAAAAACAGAGUAUGAAAGAUAUGGCAGACCAAAUUCAACAUGAGGGAAACGACAGGGAAAGAAGCUCUGGAGAGGAUGCACCUUGA